Molecule: messenger RNA, 6717 nt
Organism: Saccostrea echinata
Lineage: Eukaryota; Metazoa; Mollusca; Bivalvia; Ostreida; Ostreidae
Exons: 16
Coding region: 40-4035 (1331 amino acids)
Source: RefSeq, a predicted model, not a curated record
AACAUUUUUCUGAGGCAGACAUAGAAUGACUUCGCAGUGAUGAAGAGAACCUCUGUCAGAACCGAGUCCCAGUCAGGACGACAGGCCAAGAAAACAAACAGCUACGGUCCAAGUAAAAUUCCUCAGUAUUUUCCUGGUGAAAAGAAAAAGACAAAAGUGGUCCCAGACUUCGGCAAACUUCACGAGAAAUGGCAGAAACAAUUAGAAGUCGGCAAAAUUUGUAACAAGAAACCACAGACAGUGCCAACAGAAUUUAAGCUGAGCAAAAGCAACAAAGCUGAUCCACCUAACAAUGCAAAGAAACAGUUGUUCUCGGAUGAAGAGUUUGAGGCAGAUCACAAGUCCUUGGAAGCCAUUCUCCGUGGGCUGCCCGGACGUGGAAUUGCUUCACGAAGAGCAACCACAGCAACAGGAAGAGAUGUGAAGAGAAGCCAAAGUUGUAACAGCAUUGGAAGUAGGCGUGUACUUGGAGAGCUUCCAUUGGACCCAGAUCAAACGUCCAAAGCGAACAGACGUAGAAGUCGCAGUGCCAGAGCGGAGAUCCCUCUCAAGGUCCUGAAAGAGAGUGCUGAAGUUAAGUUUGAGCCAGAUCCCCAAGCCUUACGUAGCAUCAUUAGCAGCGAGGGUAUGACCCCGUCACGGGUAGCGGCUCCCAAGCGACAGACCACGACAGGGGCUGUCAUCAGACAAGAGAGGCCUUCAAUCUAUGAUGCAAUGACAAGUUCUCGACAUCUGAACUCUAAAUUCGCUGCAGUACAGAUGGCAAACAAGGCUUCAAAGGUCAUCCAUCCCAAGAACCGUCCCCCAAGCAGUCCUGUACAGAGAGCUACACAAGCUUGCCGAGACCCUCCCCAAAACAACCUUAGAAAACAGGUGGAGCAGCAACCCCAGUCACUGGCUGAGGAGUUUGAGGUGGAUCCUCAGUCAAUGAGAAAUAUCAUCAACAGUGAAGGACUGACCCCCGUCAGAGUUACUGCCCCUGUCAGAAAAACCCUGGGAGGACCAGUCAUAAGACAGGAAAGACCAUCAAUCUAUGACGCCAUGACAAGCUCAAGGAACUCAGUGUUUGGGAAUGUGAGAUUAUCUGAGUACAGAGCAGGUCCCAGGACUGGAAAACUAUUGAUAGGAGCAGCUUCAUCACCUGCACCGACUGUGUUUCCCCUAGGGAGGACCCCAGCUAAGGGCCCUGUGCCGGACCUCAUUAAAAGUGCCACCAAAAGUGAGGCAAGAAGGGUGCUAAGAAAUGAAUGUGGCAUUCUGGGAGAGGGACCAUCAAAGAAACCUGGAGAACAGAAACAUGUUAAAUGGGCAGAUGUGUUUGAGGAGUCCAUCACAGAAGAGAAGGACAAUGUCCAGAGGACGUUAUUCACUACUGUGGAGGAUUCUGAGGAAGAUGAUGAAUGUAAGGAGAAUAUCUGUCCUGUAACCAAACAACUCACUCCAGCUAAGACUGGUCAGCAGAGCACGGUCAAAUCAAUCCCACAAUACACUAGCACUGGUCAGUGGACCAUCAAUAAUGGACAGAAAACCGCUGAAGCUAAGGAAGUCCAAGUGUUGCCUAGUAACCUAAAUAACAAUAACAGCAAGAGUGUAGCUCAGACUAGUUCUGACCCAAAAACUGAGGGCUCGAGCGAGAUUUAUGGACUCGUGUCUCAUUUGAGCAAUGAUCUGGAGGUUGGUGGGGAAUCUCGGGGCUUUGCCAGCAGCACGGAUGGAACUGUUUACAAAAGAGGACUUUUUCCUUGCACUGCUGAUAAAGCAAAUUGUCACGAUGAAUCACCCCAUGUUUCUGAAGAUGUUUUACCAAUAUCAGGAGAUGGAAGCAGCAAUAGAGAGAGGGUGACUCAUUCCUGUGUUGUAGCACCACAAGCCUACAGUCGCCAGUAUGCUGGAGACACUCAAUGCUUUAGUAACUUGAGAAAUGCUACCUGUUCGGAAUUGCAAGGACUAAGAGCCGCAAAUCUUGAAUUCACAAAAAAUCUUGGAAACCGUUCCUCACAAGGAUUGCAAAAUUCCAAGGAAGGUCACUCUAUCCAAGGUUUGCAAAAUGUAGAAGGAAGCUUAGCUGAGAUCUCAAACCACAGGUUGCAGAAUCCCAAGGGAAAAUUUGCACACUUGCAGUCAAAAAAUGCUCAAGCAUCAUCUAAUGGUUUAGAGAGGAUAUUUGAACACAAAAAGGACAAUGGAGUUUUCAGAGAUGGGGCCCAGACACAGAAAAACUUGGAGACAGUGGAUCACACACUUGUUUCAUCAAAUGAGCUCAAUGCACAAAUAAUCAAAGAAAGUCAACCAACUUCUAGUAGAUCUCUUGAUCUUGUUAAAGAUUGCAGAGAACAAGGAAAACAUUAUGCCUGUAUAAAAAAUCUAGCACAAUGUGAUGAACAGAAUUUUAAUUCAGAGGCAGAAAAAAUCAGACAUUUUCCAAACUAUAUUGUAAGUAAGCAGCAAUUUCAGGAGCAUGGUGGUGAUGAUAAACAGUCUAAAGAAACAGUGGUUAGACCAUAUUCUGCAGGGUUAGGGGAUCAAUGCCAAGAAGGACAAUGUGAUGUCAGAAAACUGGUGAUAACUAAGGAAAUUCUGGUAGAGCAAAAAAGAGAACAGACCACCAUGGCCAUGUUUACAGAGACAGAACAGGAUGACAACAGUCAAGCUCCUUCAACAUCGACUCGAGAACAGGCCAGCAGUGGAGAGCGGACUCGGGACUCUGUGGGAAACUUUGUUGGGCGAGUCCAGAAAAACAAAAAGAGACAGAGCAUUGCUGAGCUCAAUGAGAGUAUAUCUGAGUCUAAUGUUCACAUGCAGAGUCUUUGUAAUCAGGCUCAGAGUCUGAGGAAUCAAUCGAAGAUGAGAAAAAACACAAACAUCAUGUACCAGCUAGAGCUGAUCAGAAAACAACAGGAAGAACUACUUAAACUGCAGAGGGAGCUCCAGCAACAACUUCAGAUGGAGGCUGAGUACCAAGAGGUCGAAGGUCACACAGAUAACCAGAGAGACGAGAGUGGGAAUUUUGCAUUGGAUGCGAAAGUCAGUGACUUGAUUUCAUCAUCUGAGCAGAUGCUGACUUUACAGAGUGAUGAACAAACUCAGAAUUUAGAAAGCAUUCAAGAGGAAGAAAGAAAUAAUAACAAUUAUGACUCGCCAUUUGUUGUGAAAUCACCUUUGAUUCCAUGUUCAAUACAGGAGAGUUUUUCAGUGUCACAGCCAUCAGGUCUACCCUUAGCUUCAAAUACACUACUUAGCACACCAAAGGCACCUCAUAUUUCAGACAUUGUUCAAAAGUCUUUGCUUACACCUAGGCUUAGCAAUCUUACUUGUGAUUCACAAAAUCGUUUUCCCUUUAUUCAGUCACCAAAACCAUUAAAACCAGCCCCACCUUCAAAGAGGGAAGGUGCUAAGUCACCCUCUCCUCCUCCAAUAUGGACUGCUAUGGCUCUUAAGAGUGAAGCUGAGCGCCACUCAACAUCAGAUCCUUCAACUCCCUCCACCAAGAGAAGACUCGAGCAGGAACCAGACUAUGCAAAAGCUGCUGACGAACCCAUGGACUUGAGUCUAAAAUCAUUGACUGAGACAAGUUUCAAUAGUUCUGCUGAACACCUUCCCUUGAAUAAAAGAAGUAUGACUUCUGAAAGCACUUUAUCUACUUCUUCCCCAAAACUUUUUCACUCACAAGACAUUGGGUCACUUUCGCUUAGAGCCAAUACACUGCAAUCUCAAAUUAUUUCCCAUAAUGUUCCAUCUUCCCAUCCCAGCAGCAGACAUUUUCAACCAACUCAGGAAAUCCCCCUGUAUAAAGAGGUGUUGUCAAUAGCAAAUGAGCAGAGGUAUCGUGAGGCCCUUUUAGACGAUGAGUGCGCUCGAUAUUGCUGUCGUUUACAGGCUGCUCAGUCCCUGGUGUUUUGGUCUGAGAGGUGCAUCAACCCUGUGUCAAUUGUUCUAUCCCAGGGAGAUGAAAUGCACUUUGUACCGAUACAUGAAGAAUUGAUACUACCAGUGACCGUGGGAGGAGAUUCAGCAUUUUACUCCUAUUCUCCUUGAUAAGGACACUCGGCUUAAAUGACCUCAUUCAGGUCAGAACAGUUAAAUACUGGACUGUUGACAUGGAUCAGUGAGGAUUAAACUGCUGUUAAGAAUGUGACACAUUGAUGGAAACUAAAACAUUGUGAGGACAGAAGUGGUACCAGUUUGUGGCAUCUGGUUAAAGAUGCAGAAUAAUGUGACCUUGAAGUAUAGUUCAUUUUUUGACCUUGACCUGGAAAGAGACUGUAAUGUAUAUUUGUGUUGAUGUGGUCAAAGAAAAAAAAAUUGUUACAUUGACAUGAAUUUUUUACUCAGUACCUGGCAGGGAUUGUUGUGUUUUUUUGUACUGGAUUUUGUUGAGAUACGGGUCAAGGGUCAAAGUGAUAAGUAUUACUGAGAAAGUGUUAUCGCUGUUGUUUUUACAGUUGGUUGUAUUAAAAAUGUGUACCUAUAUAAUAAAAGUAUUAUGGGUGUUGUAUAGUGUUAGGAUAUGUUGCUCUUGAAGCACAGUUGUUGUUGGACUGGUUCCCUUCUCCCGAUAAUCUCCAUGAUGUGUACUUUGUGUGUAAUUAGUGAAAGUGGACCAGUUAAAAAAAGAAGUGCAAUGAAGAUUUGAAUCAAACUGUUUUCCCUUGUUCCUUAUUACUGUUUUCUUACUUCAUAUAAAUGUAAUUUUUACUCAAACAAGACUAUGAUUAAAUCAAUUAACUUGUCAUUUGAAAGAGAAUUUGGUGUGGAGACAGCUAUUUGGAUAUGAAUAAGGAAAUUGGGUUUUAAAAAAAAAUCUUUUCUGAGAUAGAACAAGAUGCAGUUAUAUCAGAGUAAUAUUUUUUUUUUUUUUUUUUUUUUUGCUGAAUUGUUGUUAUAUUAUGGACACCAGCAUUAUAAGUGUAGUCACUUUCUGUGAAGACUCUAGAUCAGAAUUUUUAGUAUUGCAUGGUUUUCAAACAUGAAUGAAAAUUGUUAUAUAGUUUUUUUUCAUUUGAAUUGAUUUUUUUCUGUAAAAACUUGAUAUGUUAAAAAUUUAACUUUGAUACCAUUGAUAAUUUUCAUACAGAUUAAAAGCACAGCAACCUUCAUCUCAAUUGAUCCUUCUAAGGUUUUUUUUUGCAGUUAUGAGUAGCUGUGACCACACUAAAUUCUUAAAAUUCAUGUUCUGACAAUCAAUUUUGACCUGCAUGUUGCAUUGUUAUGGUUCACUUUUUAUAGUUAAACCAUUGUACAGUGUUCAGAUUUAUUUUUCUCUAAGUCAGUACAUAUAACAAUAUAUUGCAUAAAAGCAAAAUAUUUCAAGGGCUUAGAAAGAGCACUGGAAAGAAAAAGAUUCAACUAGGAAAGCUAAUUUAAGGAAAAAGAGAAGUGAGUAUCUUAUGCGACUACAAAAUGGCACACUUAAUUAGUAUGCAACUUAAUCUUUUUCAAAUGAAUUAAAUUAUUUUUAGGAAGGAAAAGUAGCAUUCUGAAUUGUUGCUGGUCUUGAAUAAGUAAGCAUAUAUUGAAAGAUCAUGUAAAAAUCAUUUUCUUAAAGGAAAAGGGUUUUGGUUUUAUUAAGUUUUGACAUGUACAUAGUUUUGUAUAUAUAUUUGUUAUUAAAUGCGCACAGGGACAUUUGAGUGAAAUUAGCUGCAAGUAAUUCAUUUCUUUUUGUCUCUGAAAAUGUAUGCCAACGUAAAGCCAGGAAAAUUUUAUUAGAUUGUAAUUAGCCUGCAACUUUUUUGUAGAUAUGUAAAGAACCUUGUUGAUUAGUGUAAUGAGAUGAGCUGUGAUAUAUAUUCACUGUAGCCUUUUUAGAAAGACAUCUUUUGGAAGAAAAAAUAUUAUAGGUGCUAUAUGAGUUUAUGAGUACUUGUAUUAUACAACAUUGUCAGUAAUAAAUCAGGGAAAACCUAAAGCAAAACAAAAGAAAAAUAUGAUUAAAUUGUAUGCAUGUGUAAACUACAUGUAGGUGAAUCAUUAACAACUUCUGUAUGUUUGACAACAUUUAUAAACAUUCAAGAGUAAAGCAGUGUUUAGAAAAUUUAUCAUGUUUGAUAAGUCAGAUGUUCCAUUAGUAUAGAUGUACCAAAUACUGUGAAAUCAGUAAUUUUCAAGGAGGAGGGGGGUGUCAAUUUUUAUUGUUUUUUGUGGUAUAAAAAGACAUGAAUUGAUUUAAUUCACAUCCCCCAUGAAAUGUCAAAAUUUCAUACUGCAAUAUCAUGUUUCAAUCACAAAAUCAAAUCCCCUUAAACAAGUAUUUUUUCUUCAAACCACAAAGAUUUGACCCCACAAAAAUAAGUGAAUUUUUUUUUUACAGUAUUCUUUUUAAAGAUCAAUGAAGUAAGUCCUCACAUAGAAUUUUUCAGAGGUAUGCAUGUUUUUAACACCACCUCCCCUUCCCUAUUUUCCCUCUCAAAAGAAACUUUUUUUUCCCCACCUAUCAUAAGUCCACAGUUUGCUCCAAAUGAAGUUUUUUGUAAUGCUUUUAUUUUGAAAAAAAAAUCCCUUCUGUCUCUCCUCUUUUCUAUUGUCUCUUAAUUUACAUGUUAGUAGAAGUAGCCAUGUCCUGUGUUUAGUGUUGAUAUGUAAGGUUUAGAUGAAAACGAACAGGUGCUGGUCACCUUUUUAACUUCUCUGUUUGUCCUUGUCUCUAUAGAAAUCAAAGAACGAAGACAUUGCAACAUUGUGUUUAGCUUUAAGUUAAAGAUACUAGUGGGUUUUUUU